UUCAAUUUCGUUCAACAUCAACAUAAUCUCAUUCAUCAUUAUCAAAUUCACGUAUAACGUGUUGAAUUUUGGUGUGUGUGUAUCAAAUCAGCUGUGUGAAUUUUGAUGAAAGAAACAAAAAAUGAAGAAACAAUCCGAUUUUAUUAAUUAUAAAUUGCGGAUAAAUCGUAACGCAUCGGAAAGGCAACAAAAAUAUUAUGAAGAACAAAUGAAAAAACGUCGUCUAGUUGGACAACCAACCACUAUUGAACCAUGGUAUUCAUUAAAUCGUAAUCGUAACAUUUUUAUUUUGAGUGUUAUGUUGACUAGUUUAAUUUUUAUGAAACCAAUAACCGAUGCUAUCAUGGGUUUAAAGCUAGCAUAUCGUUUACAGCAAGAAGAAAAGAAAUUCUGUAAACAAUUGGACGAAGAAGAAGCUGCAGAAGAAUUACAAAGACAACAACAACGACAACAAAAAUUACAAUCAUCGAAAAAUUGAUUGAAUUGAUUUUGGGUGUAAAUAAAUUCUUAGAAAAUGUAAUUAUUUUUUAAUCAGAAAAUAAAAUGAUUAAAACAGAAUUUUUUUAAAAAUCA
Molecule: messenger RNA, 573 nt
Organism: Dermatophagoides farinae (American house dust mite)
Lineage: Eukaryota; Metazoa; Arthropoda; Arachnida; Sarcoptiformes; Pyroglyphidae
Source: RefSeq, a predicted model, not a curated record